Messenger RNA from Lasiosphaeria miniovina, 2061 nucleotides. RefSeq lists its product as uncharacterized. NCBI's taxonomy places the organism in Eukaryota, Fungi, Ascomycota, Sordariomycetes, Sordariales, Lasiosphaeriaceae. Gene Ontology annotation, biological process: regulation of DNA-templated transcription. The record is from RefSeq and is a predicted model, not a curated record. The transcript is spliced from 2 exons. Gene Ontology annotation, molecular function: DNA-binding transcription factor activity, RNA polymerase II-specific; zinc ion binding. Bases 92 to 1738 code for a protein of 548 amino acids.
ACUCUGUACCCAACCCAUCAAAGACCUCGCGCGCUACGUUCGACACUAAUAGCAGACUGCAAGCCCACGAAGACGACAAAAUAGGUACAGAAUGCGACGAGAACAGCCCCUGACACUGGGCGUGUCAUCGCGACGGUCUGCGUGCGACCGCUGCCGCGGGCAGAAGCUCCGAUGUCUCCGCAAAGGCGCUGACCCCCAAGGCCGCUGUGACCGCUGUGCAAAGGCCGAUGCCCAAUGCGUGACUAGCCCCAUCUACCACAUGCGCAACUACUCCAUCCAGGGCCAGGACCAGGGCCGGGGCCGGGGCUGGGGCCGGGGCUCUCGGCAGCCCGAAUACGAUGCGGGCCUGGUUCCCGGUCAGGUUGACACUAGCCCCGUCUCGCGGUCUUCGUCUAACAAACGUCGUCGCCGGCACAAUGAAGGCGACGCGCUGUCGGCGAAUGCACCACACGCGGAUCGCCACCAGCAGCUGCAAUCCGACUACCAUCAAAGCUGGACUCCGUCCACUAGCGGCUCUGCCGUCUCCACCAAGUCGUUUGACAGGCCGCCCCCACUGCAGCCACCUGUCGCUAACGUCGCCCCCAUGGCUGCCGCCGCCGCCGCCGCCGCCGCCGCCGUUUUUCCUCCCCCAAACUGGGACAGUGGUAUCUUGGGCCUUGAGCACAUGCUAUCUGGCGACAACCCCGCCGGCACCUCCCCGUCCUCUUCUGAUCCGCACCAUACCCAGCCCCAAGGCCCGGCCGCCAAUGUCAUGCCGUGGAUGCCCUACCACGAAGACGUCUUCGAAACUCACCCUCUUGCCAGUUUCACCUCGCCGGACCUUGGCAUCCUGCACGACGCCAGCGCCGCCAACGAUCCAGUCCGGCACGUCCAUGAGCUUUCCAGAAUCAACCUCGACUUGGCCACCCAGGUAAAGCGCAUGGUGCGAGGGUCGCCCCAUGUGAGUCUGAAGAGCAUCAUCGUCCCAGACUGCACCCGCCCUAGCCCCUCGGGAGACCUCACGACACCGCUCGAGGACAUGCUGAACACGACCCGCCAGUAUCUCAACAUCUUGAGCUCCAUCGCCAGCUCUCCCUCCCUGGCAUCGUCGUCCGACUUUAACACACCGUCCUCCCUCGGCGGGUUCGGUGGCCAUGUUCCGCUUCCGCAGGGUGCCUCGGCAAACCCUUCCACGUCCUCGGCCUCGACGGACCCUCUCAAAGACAGCGGCAGCAGCAACGCCACCUCGCCGUCGUCUCUAGCAUCGGCGCCUGAGAGCAUCGCGACCUCGCCAGCCGCAGCCCAACCAGACACCUCGACUCUGCUUCUCAUUCUCGUUUGCUACCUUCACAUCCUGAGACUCCAUGUGGCCCUCUUUACGCACAUCCGGCAGUAUUUUCAAAUCAUCUCGGAGAGCAAUGACCGCACUAUCCUGCCGCUCCCUGGGUUGUGCGGGUUUGACAACUUUCCUCUACAGUCUGGCAAUCUGCAGUCCACCAUGGUGAUCCACCUAGUGACCAACAUGCUGGAGCGCAUCGAGACGCUUCUCGGUCUGCCGAGGGAGCUGCGCAUCGGCACCCGCGUGGACUGCAUUGACGGCGGGCUGUUUAGGACCAGCGACCGCUUCCUCGAGCUUGCCGAGGCUUUCAUACGCAAGGAGGACGUCGGCCGGGCCGAGGACGGCAAGGGCGGCAUCCGGUCGCUGCGCCGUGAUAUGAAGAAGGCUAAGCGGCUGUUGCGUGGCGCCAUUGCGCCUUAGUUUGCUUUUGCUUUGUAUUUGUGAUUUGUAUUUGUGAUUUGUAAUAAGAAAAAAAGGCUCCCAACUCAUCUGAAAAGGGAGGAGAGAGUGGCAACGUUCACAAAAGUCUUUAAAUACAGCUGGAUAACUACCCGGGGAGGCUCCUAUUCUUUCAUGGUGCUGUAUUGAGCCGCCUUGUCUAGGUCUGGGCCGGUCGACCAAGGCCGGGAAGAGACAUGACUAGGACUCCUGUCUAAUUGAGCAGUUAUAGAUAAUUUGUCACGCGCAUUCACAGGGCAACGGAAAUGAAGCAUUUGAUGCAGGGAGGUAAGGCUUGAAUUGUC